Aethalodelphis obliquidens (Pacific white-sided dolphin) is the source of this 712-nucleotide messenger RNA. It is a transcript of the gene MYL10, whose product is annotated as myosin light chain 10. Gene Ontology annotation, molecular function: calcium ion binding. Bases 93 to 536 code for a protein of 147 amino acids. The transcript is spliced from 7 exons. The record is from RefSeq and is a predicted model, not a curated record. Lineage: Eukaryota; Metazoa; Chordata; Mammalia; Artiodactyla; Delphinidae.
AUUCAUCCCGAUGGAAGGCAGGGAAUGUGUCCCAGGCACCCAGGAGAGCCCGGAAAAGAGCAGAAGGCGGAGCCAGCUCCAACGUCUUCUCCAUGUUCGAUCAGUCGCAGAUCCAGGAGUUUAAAGAGGCUUUCACCAUCAUGGACCAGAACCGGGAUGGCUUCAUCGACAAGGAGGACCUGAGGGACACCUUUGCUGCCCUGGGCCGCAUCAACGUAAAGAACGAGGAGCUGGAGGCCAUGGUGAAGGAGGCCCCCGGGCCCAUCAACUUCACCGUCUUCCUGACCAUGUUUGGGGAGAAGCUGAAGGGUACGGACCCGGAGGAGACCAUUCUCCACGCCUUCAAUGUGUUCGACACUGAAGGGAAAGGUUUCGUCAAGGCUGAUUUCAUCAAAGAGAAGCUCAUGACGCAGGCAGACCGCUUCAGUGAGGACGAGAUCAAGCAGAUGUUUGCUGCCUUCCCGCCAGAUGUGUGUGGCAAUCUGGACUAUAGGAACCUGUGUUACGUCAUCACGCAUGGCGAAGAGAAGGACUAAAAGGGGACCGCCGACGGCCCCCCCUCCACCCCAUACACACACUCAGAGGCAGCAAACACGGGGCUGGGGGUGGGGGAGAGGGGCGGCCGUUGAGGAGCCCCUGCAGCCAGCGUGUGCGUGUAAGGAAAAGGCUCUCUGGCCUGUGGGUCAGGGGCAAAGUAAGAAUAAAUAAUGUA